Molecule: messenger RNA, 339 nt
Organism: Trichoplax adhaerens
Lineage: Eukaryota; Metazoa; Placozoa; Uniplacotomia; Trichoplacea; Trichoplacidae
Exons: 4
Coding region: 38-244 (68 amino acids)
Biological process (GO): protein targeting; post-translational protein targeting to membrane, translocation
Cellular component (GO): membrane; Ssh1 translocon complex
Molecular function (GO): transmembrane protein transporter activity
Source: RefSeq, a predicted model, not a curated record
GCUGAUUCUCUCAAGCUUUAACCGAUCAAGCCCAAUAAUGGACCAAGUAACGACUUUAGUUGACCCACUAAAAGUGUUUGUAAAGGAUUCUGUUCGUUUAGUCAAACGAUGCACUAAACCUGACCGAAAAGAAUUUCAAAAGAUUGCAUUUGCCACGGCUAUCGGUUUUGGAAUUAUGGGAUUUAUAGGCUUUUUCGUUAAGUUGAUCCACAUCCCCAUCAAUAACAUCAUCGUUGGAAGUUAAUCAACUGAAUCGUAUGUCGCCUAUAGCGAGAAAUGAAUGGAUUGUUUCUGUGCUUGCUGUAAACUUAACGUAUGGCUAAUAAAGCGUUAUUAACA